Pedinophyceae sp. YPF-701 is the source of this 1470-nucleotide messenger RNA. Lineage: Eukaryota; Viridiplantae; Chlorophyta; Pedinophyceae. The record is from the annotation of a GenBank genome assembly.
AUGCGGCGGUUCAUCCGGUCCGUGCGCGAGGUUCGAGGAUGGUUCGGCGCGAUCGCGAUGUUCCUGUGCUUCCUCAUCGUGGGAAACUUCGCGAACGGGAACGGUGAUUUCGUCGACGCCGCAUCCAAGGCCCUCAUGGAGGCCAAACUGCUGCAAGUCGUCGACGGGCGGGAGUUCGCCCUAGACAGUGCGCAGGGCCUCUCGGGUGCGCGACCCGAGCGCCUGCUCUGUGCGGAGGAGGGAGGCGCGGCGUCCAAGUUCGAGGCGUUCCAGCCGGACUGUCCUGGCACGCUGACGCCUGAGCAGCGGCUCCGGGAGGCCGGGCUGGACUUCGCUUUCGACCCGGGGUGGCCGAGCCGGUACUGGUAUCGGCGGUUCUCCCGCGAGCAGCAAACACCGGAGCUCGUCUUCUACACCGCCCAGCAGUCGUCGUUCAACUUCACCGCGCGCGCCGUGGACGUCCUGCGCGAGGUCAUGGAGGAGACGCGCCCCAGGGAGGUGGACCAGUACUUCUACGUGUACAACCACGUGUCGCGGCGCGUGUUCCGCACGCAGCUGUUCUUCAGCGCCUGGCUCGCCACGACGCGGUACUCAAUCAGCACCAGCUUCUUCUCGCUCGACGUCGACGCGCUGACAGAAGGAUCGAGGACGAGCAACAUCAGGACCGCGUGGGGCGUGUUCCUGAUCUUGAUCGGUCUAUGGGUCAUGGUGGGCGAAUUUUACGAGAUCAGACAGACCCGCGAGUGGCUGCUGGUCAAUGACGACGAGCUCGAGAACCUCGACGGCGAGAAGGGGAAGGCCAAGCCGGGGCAGCGCUGGACCGUCUGGAAGAGAGCACUGUUCCUGCAUUUCAGGAACAACUUCGAGGUGGCGUUCUUCAACAUCUCGGACAUGGUGUUCGGCAUCGUCGCGAUCCUCGUGGCGGGGAUGGCCCUGCGCCCGCGAGGGUGGUACGACGACAUCGCAUUCUCGGCGCCGAAGACGCUGUCCGCCGAGGCCGCGGUGGACGAGGUCUGGGUGAACCUCAUCGACAGGGAGCUGUACUGGCAGCUGUGGUUCGAGAGCUCCGUGCUCUUCGGAGGCAUCCCCCUGUUGUACCUCCUCAUGACGGUCCGGGUGCUCAAGUUCUGCCGCUUCCACAUCGGCCUGUCCCUCGUCUCUCGUACCCUCACGCUGGCCGCGUACGAGCUGCAGGAUGUUGCUCUCAUCACGCUCGGCAUCAUCGCCGCCGUCGCCGCCUGCAUCUACUCCAUCGCGGGCGUUUUCGCGGGCCAUCCAAACUACACGAGCUUCGGCUACUCGUUCAGCAACACCGGUCUCCUCUCCUUUGGGUUUUACGACGCGUACGAUUUCUUAAAUCAGAGCCGGGGAGAGCGCUACGAGGGGCUAGGCGCCGGCAACGUGGCGAUUCUGCGAUAUAUUCUGCUCUGGCUGCUGCUCUUCCUGCUGUUCGUCGUCGUGCAGGUAUGA